This is a messenger RNA of Cucumis melo (muskmelon), 2193 nucleotides long. Its product is annotated as transcription factor BHLH42. Gene Ontology annotation, molecular function: protein dimerization activity. Lineage: Eukaryota; Viridiplantae; Streptophyta; Magnoliopsida; Cucurbitales; Cucurbitaceae. The record is from RefSeq and is a predicted model, not a curated record.
AACCAACCAACCAAUAAUCAGACCAACAAACUUUCAAGACCCAUUUGUUUCACUUUCACCAUAAUAUUGAAAAUUAUGAAGAUGAGAAAAAACGAAAGUGAGUUAUGAAUUUUAAUGGAAGGAAUAUUGCAAUUUGCUGUUCAAUCUGUUGAAUGGACUUACUCUCUCUUCUGGCGUUUCUCUACUCAACAAAGGAUGUUGGUUUGGGGAGAUGGCUUCUACAAUGGCCCUAUCAAGACCACCAAGACCCUCCACCCUGCCGCCGCCGCCCAACAACAACACCAACAACAUCAACAUUCUGCCUCUCUUUCACUUCACAGAACCCAUCAGCUUACGGAUCUCUAUAACUCCUUAUCCGCCUCCGACACCUCCGCCGCUCUCUCCCCCGAGGACUUGACUGAGACUGAGUGGUUCUAUUUGUUGUGUCUCUCUUUCUCUUUUCCUCCAGGGUUCGGAUUGCCUGGAAAGGCAUAUUGCAAGAAGAAACAGGUGUGGAUAACAGGUGCAAAUGAGAUUGACAGUAAAAUUUUCUCUAGAGCCAUUCUUGCUAAGAGUGCUGGUAUAAAGACGGUGGUUUGCAUUCCUCUAAUGGAUGGCGUGGUUGAACUAGGCAGCACAGAUAAGGUAAAAGAAGACAUGGCCUUCAUCCAACACAUCAAAUCUAUAUUCAUAGAAACAGAAAGGCGGUGUGAAGCACAAAAGCCAGCAGUCUCUGAGCUUUCAACAUCCAAUUCUGCCACUUCCUUGGACCAUUUCUAUUAUAAGCACUUGUUUCAUAGUACCAACUCAAGCAACAGGAAAGAAUCAGAAUUAGAAGAUGAGAUGGAUUCCGACAGCUCGACCAGCAACAGUAGCAAUAGCAAUGCCGCCGAAGGAGGUGGAGGAGGAUGUCCUUGUUGGCCAAGUACUGUAGCUGGUGCCGUCAUGGCCAGCAAACCAAGUGAGUUAAUAAUGCAACUUGAACCAUCUGAAGAUAUCCGACUUGGCUCACCUGAUGAUGCUUCCAACAACUUUUUCCCUAAUUUGUCUCACUCACAAUCACCACCACCAGAACUCAACACUAAUUUUGACUACCAUCUACCUUCUAAUACCAAUGCUACUACUCAACUUCAACUGCCUACUCUAGGAUACUCUUCUGCAGCAGAGGCAGUAAUGACGGAGGAUCAAGACACCCACUACACCAACAUGCUCUCAGCAAUCCUAAACUUAAACCAAAACCACCAGUCGAGCCAGUGGCUGAACUCAUCUGCCGUCAGCAACAUCACUUGUUCCACCCAAUCAGCCUUCUCCAAGUGGACUCACCAUUCAGACGGUCUUUAUUGUGUUACGGCCGGAACAGCUAGCACAUCUCAAUGCUUGCUCAAGAGCAUUUUACACACUAUACCUUUCCUUCACAACAAACAUCAUCGUGAGCAAAAUCUAUAUAAAUUCUGUGAUGGGCAAUCCCAGAAUGGGAUAUCCCAAGAUUUUCUUGCCAACCCUGAAUCACUGAACGACAAGUUUAUCAUCUUAAGAUCUGCUGUACCUUUCACGACCAAAAUGGACAAAGCUUCUAUUUUGGGGGAUACAGUUGAAUACUUGGAACAACUUCGUCAGAAGAUUCAAGAUCUAGAAGCUCAAAACCGGGAAUUCCAAAGUAGUAGAAGGAUCAGUUUUCAAGAAGUACAGAGGAAUUCACCAGUACCUAGAACCUGUUUAGACAAAAGAAAGCUAAGAAUUUUGGAGGGUGUUGGGGAUGGAUGUACAAGGCCCAAGAUGCUCAAGUUGCCUUCACCACCAACUCCACUAGAUACCAAUUUGCAGGUUUCAAUUAUCGGAGGUGACGGCCUGUUGGAGCUCCAGUGCCCAUAUAAGGAAGGGCUGUUGCUUGACAUCCUGCUCAUUCUCCAAGGGCUUCAGAUUGAGACCACAGCAGUAAGGUCAUCUGUGAGCAAUGGAAUCUUCAUAGCUGAGCUACGGGCCAAGGUGAAGGAGGAUACAGAUGGGAAGAAAGCAAGCAUUUUGGAGGUGAAAAGCGCAAUACAACAAAUCAUACCCUGCGUUGAUACUUGAGCAUAGGGAAAAAAUAGUGAAUAUGGGAAUUCAAAACAUGAUGGGAGUGGAAGCUUCUCUGUGUUUUGUUUCCACACAAGAAUAGAAAAUCUGCACUUGCGAGCCAUUAGUUCUCAAACGCUGUUGCAUAAAAAAAAAAAA